GAUGUGUUGAAUAUGACGUAGUUCAUUGACAUUUUACAUAUAAAUUUUUUAACUGACACGUACAGCUUUAUUUUUAAACACCGGGUUGUUUUUAUUUACAUUAUUUUUAAAUUCUAUUGUUAAAAUUACCUAAUAAAAUGGAGUACAUAGAAAAAGUAACCGGGUUUUUUUUUACCAAGCAAUGUAUGAAAGAGUACUUUACUAAUUUUAAUUUUUUACAUGUUGAAUGUUUCAAAGCUACGCUCAGCAAAGUACUUGGUACUGGAAUUAUUGCAGGAUCUCUUACUGUUAAAUUACCACAAGUAUUUAAAAUCUAUGCCAAUAAAAGUAGCCAGGGAAUUAAUUUUAUAAGUGUUUUAUUGGAUUUAUUUGCAAUAACUGCUAUGGGGUCAUACAGUUAUGCAAAUGGAUUUCCUUUUAGCGCCUGGGGUGAUGCUGUGUUUUUAGGACUCCAAACUUUAGCAAUCGCACUGCUGUGUUUGCAUUACAGUGGUGAAACAAUGAAAGCAACCGCGUUUUUCUUCGGUUAUAUGUCAGUGAUACUUGGAGUAAUAACUGGAAUGGCGCCUGUUAAUGUUCUUUGGGCUUGUCAAAACAUAAACAUUCCAAUAAUUCUCCUCAGCAAGUUCUUCCAAGCCCGGACUAAUUACAACAAUUCAAGUACUGGACAAUUAUCAGCAGUGACGUGCUUUAUGCUCUUCUUUGGAUCACUCGCUAGGAUAUUUACGUCGAUGCAAGAAACCGGAGACACUAGUAUGAUUAUUAUGUACAUUUGCUCCACAACAGCUAACGCUGUUAUUGCUGGACAAUUGAUAUAUUACUGGAAUGCUGGUGAUAAAAAGACUAAAAAAAAAGUUAAAAGUAGUAAGAAGCAAUCUUAAUAAUAAUUACCAGGCGCUAAUUAAUUAUUCAGUUGAUAGUAUUUACUUUUAUGUUAAUUCGAUAAUUGAAAUUUUAGAAAAUACAUCGAGUUAGACUUCCAGUUAUUUUUAAAUUUACAUUUUGUACAUUUGUUAAAUAGAAUAAAUACUAUUAGUUGUUACUUUA
Molecule: messenger RNA, 1047 nt
Organism: Cotesia glomerata
Lineage: Eukaryota; Metazoa; Arthropoda; Insecta; Hymenoptera; Braconidae
Product: mannose-P-dolichol utilization defect 1 protein homolog
Exons: 5
Coding region: 138-881 (247 amino acids)
Biological process (GO): oligosaccharide biosynthetic process
Source: RefSeq, a predicted model, not a curated record